AUGGAAAAGCGCUUCAGCCUAUUGGAAGAGAUAGCCGAGCUCGAGGAAUCAAAUUCAGUUAAGGAUGACCAGCAAAACAUGAACGACGUUAACAAAUGGCUACAGGAAUCGGUAUCCCCCAGUAAAAUCCAGGGCAGUCGAAAACACGGAUCUUCUUGCAGUAGUAACCAGAGUUCCGAAUCGGAGACGUCGACGGACACUGAUUCGUCGGAAGCCGACUCUGUGAAAGACGAGCCAUCAAAAAGAGAAAAUUUUAGACCUCAUAAACAGUCAACACCGAAACGCAUCUCCUCCAGGCCGAUAAAGUCGGGUAAAGCUGAGGGGACUACCAGAAGUAACCGAAAUGCCAGUAACCUUGAUCGUAGUCACAUUGCAGCCAGACAAGUGAUAAGAGACCUACCAGUUUUCACGGGGAAUCCCGAAGAUUGGCCCAUGUUCGUAUCUACAUACGAAAGUACUACCAACAUGUGUCACUUCAAUGACGAAGAGAAUUUAAUUCGUCUAAGAAACUGUCUUAAAGGAGAUGCUCUCAACGCCGUGCGAAGUUUCUUGAUACACCCGUCUACAGUCCCAAAAGUCCUAAACGCGCUGCGUCUGAGGUUCGGUCAACCCCAAUUUGUCAUAGGCGUUCUAGAAGAAAAAAUUCGAGCGAUGCCUAAUCUGAAAGUGGAAUACACCGAUAAAUUGAUAGAUUUUUCCCUAGCGGUACAAAAUCUCAGCGCCACGAUAGACGCCUGUGGCAAGAAGGAAUAUUCACGGGACACCUCCUUACUUAAAAAUCUUGUUGGUAAACUUCCGGAGGAACUUAAAAUGAAAUGGGCCCGACAUCAGCGUUCUAGGAAGAAAGUCAAUCUCGCAAAAUUCAGUGAUUGGCUUUAUACGUAUGCAGAGGACGCAUGUGUGGUAACGGAACCAACAAUCUCGAAGAGCAGACCCGCUGAUUAUGGCUCCCGUCGAACGAAGGCUUCGCUCCACACUCAUGUGGAAUCUGUAGAUUCUGAUUAUGAAUCCCCGCACGAAGAGACAACCUCAACGCUGACGCACCAUGUUAAUACUGGAUGCCCGUUAUGCAAAGGAAGUUGCGUCAGCCUUGAACAGUGUAGUAAAUUCCGGGGAAUGACCUACGGACACAGAUGGAAUUCUGUUCGAGAAAAAGGAAUAUGUAGAAAAUGUUUAAAACGGCACAGAGGACGUUGCGUUACUCCCCUCUGUGGUCAACAAGGUUGUACAUACAAACAUCACGCUCUACUGCACAAAUAUAAAGGCAUACAACCGCAAGUUACCGCAGAAAAUCCUUCCUGUAACACACACCAGGUUAAUUCGGGUUCUGCUCUGCUUAGAUACGUUCCAGUCAAGCUCUACGGAAAUGGAAAAGAGCUUGAUUGCUUUGCGUUUCUCGACGAUGGAUCCCACCUUACGCUUUUAGACGAAGAAGUGGCUAACACAUUGGGAAUUUUCGGGGAAAAACGCCCACUUUACUUGAAAUGGACGGGGGGAACUGAACGACACGAAUCCGACUCCCGGGUGGUAAAUCUCCAAAUAUCUGGACGAAGUGGUAAAAAACACCAAUUAGACGGCGUACGUACCGUUCGCAAACUUCAACUACCGUAUCAAACCCUUGACUUCGACGACAUGAAACGUAAAUACAAUCAUCUUCGUGACCUGCCCGUCGACUCGUACCAAAAUGCAAGACCGCAAAUUCUUAUAGGAAUCCAGCAUGUAAAAAUCUCUUUAGUGCAAAAAAGUAGAGAAGGAAAUACGGGAGGUCCAGUGGCCUUUAAAACUCGCCUCGGCUGGUCCGUCUAUGGAGGGAGCACAGAUAGUUUCGCUGUGAGCAUGGUCCACUGUUACUUUCACACAUGUUCGAGUGGGAUAGAAGAAGAGGUACACCUGGAUAAUAAAUUGAAUCAGGCAUUGACCGACUACUUCGCAUUGGAAAGCAUAGGUAUCACGACACUAAAAGAUGACAUACGAUCAAAAGAAGAUGAACGAGCACUGAAGAUCCUCAACAAUAAAACACGGCUAACCAAGGAGCGUUACGAGACCGGGCUUUUAUGGCGAUAUGACCACAUUCGUCUUCCUAACAACGAAAGUAUGGCUAGGCGCCGAUACGAACAUUUGGAAAAACGAAUGAAGCAGAAUCCGGAACUGAAGCGAAUGCUGACAGAUAAAAUCGCCGACUACAUAGCUAAAGGUUACGUUGAGAAAUUAGUCCCCUCUGAGAGCACCUGGCCCGAUCAGCAUCCUGUCUGGUACUUGCCAAUCUUUCCGAUAACAAAUCCGAACAAACCUGGAAAAAUUCGAGUGGUUUGGGACGCCGCUGCCUCUUACAAUGGCAUCUCACUCAAUUCAGUGUUGCUAACGGGUCCUGAUCAACUGGCUUCCUUGGUCACAACACUAAUCAAAUUUAGGGAGCAUCGUUUCGGCAAACGCAUUUCGUAG
Uranotaenia lowii is the source of this 2442-nucleotide messenger RNA. RefSeq lists its product as uncharacterized. The record is from RefSeq and is a predicted model, not a curated record. The coding region runs from base 1 to 2442 and encodes 813 amino acids. NCBI's taxonomy places the organism in Eukaryota, Metazoa, Arthropoda, Insecta, Diptera, Culicidae. The transcript has a single exon.